Alternaria burnsii is the source of this 522-nucleotide messenger RNA. RefSeq lists its product as uncharacterized. The transcript has a single exon. The coding region runs from base 1 to 522 and encodes 173 amino acids. Lineage: Eukaryota; Fungi; Ascomycota; Dothideomycetes; Pleosporales; Pleosporaceae. The record is from RefSeq and is a predicted model, not a curated record.
AUGGCACCACUCUGCAACACGCGCGAAACGUUCAGUAAGACUUACCUCUAUACCAGAAAACCUCGACUUUGCGCAUCCAAAGACGAACCCCGUCCAUCUUGCUCGAUAUGUACAGAGCCCUGUACCCUGACUUUCAUGGGAUCAACACACCAUGCUCUACAAAUGCCAUUGUGCUCUCACGUCUUCGGCGCAUCCUGCAUCGAAUCUUGGUUCGACAGAGCAAGUACCUGCCCACUAUGCCGCAAAGACUUCUUCCCCACGAAGCCAGAAGAGAUAUCAAAGGAGCUUCAAGACCUUCCGGAUCUCUUUGUUCAGAUGUUCUCAUUGCUGGACGAGAUGAAGAAAAGGUAUCCACAAGGAAGAAAGGCGGUAGCAGGCAUGGAAAACAUGAUUGCAGAUCUGGGAGAGAAAAUUGUGAGAGAUACUGAGGAAAGGAAGAAGAGGAAGGAAGAAAGGGAAGUAGCAGAAUGGACAGAGGUGGGGCGGCGAGAUAUUGCUUAUUUGGAAAGAUGGAGACGGUAG